GUUAAGCUUUUCCAGUUUUUCUGUAGACUAGGUUGCCAUGGUCGCACAUGGUGGUGCGAAGCACCUCUUUGCUUAAAUAGAUCAAAGUAUCCAGUUGAUUUUGUUCAAAUUAUACUUGGCAGAUAUUAAUAAAGUUGUUAAUUUCAGAUUGAAGUGACUUAUAGUUGUUGUGGGAAUGAGAUGCUUGUUUUGUAAAAAGUAGAUUUUAGUUCACGUGGACUUCUCUAGUCUAGAAAAAGAACAAGGGAUUAGCCAUGCGAGUGGUUGCUCUGGUAAGUGGUGGGAAGGACAGUACCUACUCUAUUGUAGAGUGCAUCUCCCUUGGCCAUGAAGUGGUAUGUCUCGCUAACUUGGCUCCUACUCCAGGUUUGGAUGAGCUGGACAGUUUCAUGUUCCAGACUGUGGGCCACCAUGCAGUGGAUACUCUGGCAGAGGCCAUGCAGCUGCCCCUUCUCAGAAACACUAUCUCCAGAAAAUGCACUGUUGGCGACUUGAUUUAUGACCCCCGGCCAACAGACGAAGUGGAAGAUAUGUUCGACGUCAUUUCGCUCGCAAAAGAAAAGUUCAAAGUAGAUGCAGUAUGCAGUGGAGCUAUUGCUUCAACCUAUCAGCGAACGAGAGUCGAAAGUGUCUGUGCCAGACUAGGCCUGGUCUCUCUGGCAUAUCUAUGGAAGAGAGACCAAGUGGAAUUGUUGCAUGAAAUGCCACAUCGAGGACUAGACGCUAUGUUGAUAAAGAUUUCUGGAAUCGGACUGACGGUUGAAAAUCAUUUGGGAAAGACACUGCAAAGCAUAUCAGCUGAUUUACUGAAGUUUCACAAAUCUUUCGGCAUCAAUCCGUGUGGAGAAGGCGGAGAAUAUGAGACGUUCACGUUGGAUGCCACUUGCUUCAAAAAGAAAAUCACUAUCGACGAACAAAGUGUGAUCGAAGUUGAUCGUAACGAUGUAUGUCCAGUUGCAUAUAUCAAUAUUCUGAAGUCGCAUUGCGAGGAGAAAUCUUCAAUUUCAUCGAUUGAGCCAUUAGAUCGCUUGUAUUUGUAUGAAAUGCCAGAGUUGAAUGACCUCAUCUUAGUACCGUGUUUUGCCGGGGAUAAUUCUGGUGCCAAAUUUAAGUUGGAAUCUCCAUUGUUUAAACAGUCAGCUAGAUUGGGAAAUAUGUGCUUCAGUGCAAUUUCAACUCGGGUUGACCCUGAAAAUAUCCAGACGUCUCUGAACAUCUUUGACGAUAUGCUCAGUGAGGCAGACAACUCGCUCAGAGAUGUUGGAUCCAGACUUGACAACAGCUUCUGUGUCUACCUUUACAUUCCCAGAAUGACUCAGUUUGCGGAACUGAACAAAAUCUACCAGAAGCACUUCGCUAAAUGUCUUUGUCCUCCGGCUAGAUCAUGUGUGGAGUCAUCAUCCAAAGAUUUGAUUAGUGUGUACAUUGUAUCAAAGUGGACUGCAUGUUUGAGUGACGAUAGAAGAUUGUAUGUUAGAAGUAUUUCUCAUUGGGCGCCGGCUAAUAUUGGGCCUUACAGUCAGUAUGUGAGUUUUGAGGGAGUCACAUUUGUGUCUGGACAGAUUCCAAUGGUUCCAGCUACUCUAAAUGUAUUGCAUUCCGCGAAAUUCGCUGACCACGCAAUUUUGGCUUUAAAUCACGCUAAGUCCGUCUUGAAAGAACUAAAACAGUCCUUCACUUUUAUUCCUCGUCAUCUGGAAGACCCAGAAACAGGUGAAGAUAUCAAGGAAUGUGACCUCUACUGUGUCUGCUACGUUACCAGCGAGAAGUUCUUCAGAACUGUGCGAGAAAUCUGGGAACAUCUGAAAUUACCCAACCAGAAUUUGAUUAUUGUCCAAAUCCCAGUGUUGCCGAAAAAUGCCAGCGUGGAAUGGGAGUUUGUUCACAUUGACCAUGAGCUAAACUCGAAUGUCGUUAUUAAAGUCGAUACUUUUGACAAUGUCAAUAAGUUUUUAGAAAAUUUUGAAGCACCGGGAUCUGAAUUGAAACCCUGUAGGGUAUUCAUGGACGCGGAGACCCUAAGUGGAUUGAUCGAUAAUGAAACUCUAGAAACAAUGUUGAAGAGGAGCUCAGUUUGUUUGAUUCCAGUUGCUAAGGUUUACAACGGAUCCAUUGCUGUUUGUGGUUUUGCUCAAAUUUGAUUUGAUUGUACUGUAGAUUAUGAACUUGAAAUUAAGUACUUAAAUUGAUAUAAAUAUCCGAGGGAUACUUAACUAAGAUAGUAAAAAUUGUUUUUAUCGGAUUUAUUUAUGUAAAACACAAAAAGUGAACAUAUCAUGACAAAUCUUAUUACAGCCUUUUCCGUCGUGACUCCAAAAAGUUGUCCCAGUGUCGAGAAAAACUGGUUAAAAAUUUGAGUUAAGUUCAAU
Messenger RNA from Symsagittifera roscoffensis, 2369 nucleotides. RefSeq lists its product as uncharacterized. Lineage: Eukaryota; Metazoa; Xenacoelomorpha; Acoela; Convolutidae. The transcript is spliced from 6 exons. Gene Ontology annotation, molecular function: diphthine-ammonia ligase activity. The record is from RefSeq and is a predicted model, not a curated record. Gene Ontology annotation, biological process: protein histidyl modification to diphthamide. The coding region runs from base 255 to 2141 and encodes 628 amino acids.